AUGACAUCGAACCCUCCGGCCGAACCACGGCCUCCCCCAUUAAGACGUCCUCCCGAUGUUCCUCGACCUUCCCUCGAUCGAGCCGCGAGCGAUGCCCUUUCCUCGUCUGGGCGAAGACCUGCCGGGCCCCAGAGACAAUAUCCAGAACCUACACAGGAUCGACCGACGAAGCGGAGGAAGGUGGAGGGGGAUGGCUUCUUGAAUCAGGCUUCCAGCAACGGCAAUGCCUCGACGGCCACAACAACGCAGCAUGGCGCCUCGCAAUUACGUUUGGUUCCGCCAAGCGCGUCUGCCUUAUUGUUCGGCGCUCAUCCUUCGCAGUAUGGGAAGUGGCUGGAAGGGGGCGCUGACAAUGGAGUGCCAGACUUGCCGCAUCGUCCUUGGGAUUUGGGCCGGCAAUCCAAGACCACCGAAGAUCCAUUGCCCACUCAUCGUUCACGAAUCUAUGUUCCAGUUCCUACGACCCCUGAUUCGUUGGCCUCACCAGAACGUGUACCUCAUUUCGUCCCCAAAAAGGCCGCGGGCUUUUUCCCGUGGACUGGCAAGCACCCAGAAGAUGUGUUGAACGACGUCAAUGUCAAACAAGGGUACUUCGACAAGCCUCCCAAUCCGACAGAGAAGGAGCUGAAUACUGCUCGGGUGCCACUGUACAAUGCGCUCAAGCAUAAAUCAGGAGUGGACAGUCUUUCGGUCCUCUUUUCCCUCAUCCUGGACAAGAAGAGCCAGCAGAGCAUCAUUAAUGUUCCGACCACUUUCAAACCGCCGCCGCGUGUCACUUUGACUGAAGCGAAACGAAAGUCGUGGAUUGCAGACCUGGCGAACGCCGAUGUGCCCUUGAGAAGGUUGAGUAGAACGAUUCCUCAAGGCAUCCGAGGCCAACUCUUGCUCGACCAGUGCCUGCAAAAUCAUGUUCCUUUGAGCCGUGCCAUCUGGUUUGCAAAGUGUGUCUGCGCCAACGAGAUUCGGACUUUGAAGAGAAAGGGCACCACCCCGGCCGUUGCCAUGGGGUCCGAAGGAAAGUGGCUGAGAGAAUGGACUACCAGUGUCGAGCAAUUUUUGGAAUCGUAUCUUGGUCAGGCUGGAAAUUCGGAUUGGAGGUCCAAUAUACAGUAUGCUAUACGCAUAAGCACGCGCCUCUAUAUGGAGAAUCUUUUGGACCGAGAUCACUAUAUUGAUUGGAUAUUACGAUCUUUUGCGGCAGCAUCGCUACAACAGCUUCCUUUUUGGCUGAUGGUCAGCCAUAUCUACAAACAAGAUAUGAGCUACUAUCGACGACGAGGCAGGAGACUUGCAGAAACCUUGAUCGAAAAGUAUGAACUAGUGCGAAAGACUGCAGGCCCGGGAGCAGCGCCACUUCUGCAACGACUCCAUCAUGCCAUCCGAGACCUCCUUCUCAGUCGGCCACGAAAUUUCUUGAUGCCAGAUAGAUGGCCAGAAGUCUACUCGGUCGUCCAGACUUGCUUGGAUGGGAAAAUCCAACAAGAGAAGCAAAUUCUGGAGGAACUCAACCGCAUCAACGAGAGGACGAUGGGAUUUAACAAAGGGGACUUUUGCAACAAACGUUCGGCAGUACAAGAAAUCGUCGAGGUUCUGGACACACUGAAGCCUCCGUUCGAUGUGGCCAAGCUUGCUGCAAAUCUCACUACUAUCUGUUCAGAUACCGGCGUUCUGAUAUCUACUUGCUUCGAAUGGGCGUGCACGCGAUUUCGGUCUUCCGACGCCCGCAUACAUCUCUUCGCGCGUUUGUUGAGACGCUGGCAACGAGCGGGUCUCGAUGUCGACACUAUUAUCCUAAAUUAUCUUUCUUCGUGCAGGGAGGGAAAGACUACGGCAGAUACUCAAUGCUUGAGACGUUUGGUGGCACAGCUUUCGCGAUCAAACUCAUUUCCGACCGCAAAGUACCUGCAGUGGCUUAUGGUGAGAGGCCUCCCCAAGGCAGGAACCGUCACUUUGGGUCAGGAUACUGGUGCAGGGACGAACAGUAUCAGCGAUUUCUCCAAAGUCAACUUCUUUCUUCUUGACUUGUGUCUCCAGAACACCGGGGCUCACGUCAUCAACCUGAGAAGCUCGAUUUUGGCACGUUGUGGCUUCGACCUGAAUUCCGAGGAGGAGCUUUAUCAACACCACAUUCGCUACAUUGAACAACAGCUAUCCCGAUCUUUUGCAGGCGCUUCUUCGUCGACGCCGAACAUAUCAGAACCCUCAUUCGCUUCCCUACCCUGGAGUGUCAAAUCCAAGAUCUCCGUGUGGCUUCGUGCGAGAGCCGUGCAAAUCGCGAUGCGAGACAUGCCUGGGCCUUUGACCUCCACGAGGUCAGACUGUGCGCAGUUUGCCUUCAUUCGAUACAUUCUCGAGUGUAUGGGUGACGAACCUGUCCUCGCCGAUGUGAUCGGGAUCCUGUGCAACACCCAAGAUGAUGCAUUGAUGGCAUCUCUUACAGCUACCGUUCAAGCCCAUUCCGAGGUCCUUCAGUCUAUCGGCGCCUUUGACGUCCUCCAAAGGAGACUUUGUCAGAUCUAUAUGUCCUGGCGCUCUACUAAACCUGCGAUGCCACUAUUUACAAAUUUCCUCCUCGACCUCUGCAGCACGUACCCCGUCGCUACGCCCUCCGUCAAGUCGUUGCAGCAGGACUUUGUCCGAGGUGACCGUGGUCGCGCAGUAGCGGCAUGCUCACCGUAUAGUGACGGUAUUGCGGAAUCGUUGCAACAGGCGGGAGCUACAUUUGUGGAGGACUUUGAAGCAAUAUUGCAGUCGGAGCCAAACAUGUCGGAGCAAACCAUGAACGGAUUGUUCUCAGUUCUCGUGGAUCGCAUCGAGAAACAGCAGAAAUUUGGGGAUGACUCGUUGACUUUGUUCUCGUUCUGCCAGCUGCUCAGCCGACUGCGGCUAUGUCGAAAGGGUCAGGCAGAUAAACUAAUUCAGAAAUGGUUGACGCGUUUAGCACCAUUUCUUGAUGCCACUUUCGGACCCUGCCUGUUUCAAAACCUGAUAGGAGCUGGCUGUGUCACUUUCGCUGGCUUUCUGGAGGCUAUGGACUUGACCAAGCUGCAAUUGCGCAAGCUUCCUUCUGCUGCCACUUUGCUGCGCUGGUUACAUGCGCCGGACAGGGAAUCACUUUCUAACCUUGCCUUCUACCAAACCCGGAUCCGAUGGACCGAGUAUUGUCGAGGAGAACCCCAGCACGUUUUGGAGGUGCUCACUCAACUGGGAAGGCCAGAUUCACAAGCACCACUGCCCAUCAGCCUCGUGCAUUCUUUGGCGAACGAUCUCCCUCUAACUUCAACACGUCCUUCUGAAUCGGUCACGGCACUGCUAUUACAGACGCUCGAUGGUUUUUUGAAUCUUGGGAACGCAACACCCGACGCCGUAGACCUGCGAGGACUUCUUAGUGGCAUCAAUAUCUUUUCCUGUCGACAUAUACAGCUACGAUUGUGGCUGACUUCCGCUCGAACGACUUCCGAGGGUCAAGGCCAACUAGUCGACAUACUGACGGAUGUCCUGGAACGCACACUUCAGGAACGAGACGUUCAACAAUGCAACGUUGCCCAAUUGCUCCACACAGCGGGUUCUGAGGUUGCGAACCGACUUCGACACAAAGUUGAGAGUGAGUUUUUGGAGGCAUUACCCAAGUUCCCUAUGGGCAGGACUUCGAGCCCUCUAUCUGCUGUAUUUCCGAGUGAUAUCCAACAUCUCUCUGAGAUUGUCGACCGAGCUUUCCGUGUUUGCGUCAAAGAUACUAGCCCCAUGACUGGUUUCAUGACCCAAUUGCUGGAAAAAUUGACGCAAAUUUUCAAAUCUCAGAACAGUCACGUUGCUACUUCCAACCCCAGCUCCAUGACCGGCCUUUCUGGAAACUCGGUCACUGCGAACCAUGCGCAGAUGGUGACCUCCAGCCCAAAUGCCAUUGCCAACACUUCUGAAGGCGGCGCCGGGGGGUCGAAUGGGUGGGCGACCGUGAACUACCUCGAUGCUAUCCUUUACAUGGUGUGUCUACAAAGAUUGUCACUGAUUUCUGCCGGGCGAACCGGGCCAAACACGAAACAAGGUCAGAGUGAACAGGUCCAGCUACUCGUUCGUCUAGCGCUCAUAUUCACGCAUCCCGCCAUUGCAGCGUUGACGGCACUCUCCAGCAACAAGCAGGAACAAGAAAAGGUCAAGAACGUGCAUGACUUUAUUCUCGACGUGAUUGCAACCAUCGUAGACCAGGUUGGCGACGAGGUCAAGAUGAUGUGUGCAAAAUUACUCAAGGACAAGAUGCACGACGUUCGCCUCCGAUAUCUUUUUGGAAGUGUCAAUAUUACGGGGUCGGUCCAGGUGCAGGACAUGGGCCAAGGACUGCAAAUGGUCAAAGAGGGUAAAGGAAUAAUAGGAGAAUGGAGACCACGCGUAUGGGAGGUUUUGGACAACGGCAGUGGCAAGGAAAACGAAACACCAUUGGGAUUAGGCUUGUUCGGUGCCCGUCGCGGAAGACUGACCGAAGACUGA
This is a messenger RNA of Exophiala spinifera, 4485 nucleotides long. RefSeq lists its product as uncharacterized. Gene Ontology annotation, biological process: regulation of transcription by RNA polymerase II. NCBI's taxonomy places the organism in Eukaryota, Fungi, Ascomycota, Eurotiomycetes, Chaetothyriales, Herpotrichiellaceae. Bases 1 to 4485 code for a protein of 1494 amino acids. The transcript has a single exon. The record is from RefSeq and is a predicted model, not a curated record. Gene Ontology annotation, cellular component: mediator complex. Gene Ontology annotation, molecular function: transcription coregulator activity.